Molecule: messenger RNA, 1053 nt
Organism: Exophiala dermatitidis NIH/UT8656
Lineage: Eukaryota; Fungi; Ascomycota; Eurotiomycetes; Chaetothyriales; Herpotrichiellaceae
Product: ubiquitin carboxyl-terminal hydrolase L5
Exons: 3
Coding region: 1-1053 (350 amino acids)
Biological process (GO): protein deubiquitination; ubiquitin-dependent protein catabolic process
Cellular component (GO): cytoplasm
Molecular function (GO): cysteine-type deubiquitinase activity
Source: RefSeq, a predicted model, not a curated record
AUGGUACAAACGAGAUCGGCGGAGACGACUGUUGACGACGACAACGUUAUAGCGCAGCCCGCCGCUGAGCCAGUUCCAGAUACAGCUUCUACCCAAGCGACCUCAACUGUUGGUUCUUCCGCCGAAGAUGUUACACCUAUGAGCACAGACGAUGCCGUCGCUGCAGGCGAACAAGCCGGUUCAUGGAAAGGCUGGGCAAUCCUCGAAAAUGAUCCGGUUAUUUUUACUACACUUUUGCGGGAGUGGGGUGUUCCAAACGUCCAAGUCCACGAGAUUGUCCCUCUUGAUAGCUUGUUUGAUCACGCUCCAGAGAGCGUGUAUGGUCUGAUAUUCCUGUCGCGUUGGACGCCCACAGACACUGUCAACAGCAUCACCGAGCCACCACACGGUGUGUGGUUUGCUAACCAGAUCUCUGAUUUUUCGUGCGCCACGGUUGCGCUUAUGAACAUCAUUAACAACCGAAUGGACCUCGACCUUGGACACAAGUUGAACGAGUUCCGAGCGCAAACUUUGAACAUGACCCCAAAAGAUCGUGGAAUUGCCCUGGACCGGUUCGACCAUGUUAGGGAUGUCCACAAUUCGUUUGCCACUGACAUCGACAAGAUGAACGUCGACUUGCGACUCAAGUAUGAUGCCAUGGCGGCUGAAAAGAAGAAGAAGGCCGCCACGACCCGGCGGCCUCGCAAGAGACUUCGGGAGGAUGAAGAUCUUGAGGAUGACGAUGUUGGAUUUCACUUUGUUGCGUAUGUCCCAGCAGAGGGCGCCGUUUGGAAAAUGGACGGCCUAGAAAGACUCCCUAGAGAGGUAGGGAGGCUUUCGGACGGAGACAGCUGGGUCUCGAUGGUACUGCCUGAGCUCCAGGCUCAAUGGGAAUCAGCGGCGUCCGGUGCCUUGGAGUUUUCCCUGCUGGCAUUGACGGCGAUGACGGACUCGUCCAGCGUGGACAAGGACCGAGCCAAGAUGGAGCGGGCGAGAGAAGACUGGGGGCCGUUGAUUGCCCAUCUGCUGCGCCUCCAUGCAGAGAGGGGUGACCUGAGGGAAGCGCUAGAGUAG